This is a messenger RNA of Dendronephthya gigantea, 2394 nucleotides long. RefSeq lists its product as uncharacterized. The coding region runs from base 16 to 1677 and encodes 553 amino acids. The record is from RefSeq and is a predicted model, not a curated record. The transcript has 3 exons. Lineage: Eukaryota; Metazoa; Cnidaria; Anthozoa; Malacalcyonacea; Nephtheidae.
AAUUUCCAUAUUAAAAUGUUGUAUUUGAAUACUAUCACUUUAAGGGUGACACGAUCAAAGUCAAAUGUUAAAGCUUUGAAAGCUAACAACAAAAGCAAGGAAAGUCUAAUGGGCAAUAUAUCAUGUUUAUUCCAUGGUUUAAGAAGAGCUGGUGGAUGCAAAGACGAAGAUAAGAAAAGCAAAAGUACCCAUUAUGAUGAUUCUUCUUAUGACUCAGGGUUUUAUGAAAAUGAUCCAAGUGAUAUUCAAGAGAAAAAAAAUAUCGAUAAUUUCAUCUCUGUUUUGAGAGAACAGCUUCAAUGGAAAAGACAUAUCAUUUCCGAACGAUCCAGCGUCAACCUGCCAUGUCGUGCCAUUGUUCCCAUGACAACCGAAGUUCUGGCUGCAGAUACUGGACCUGAUGGUGGAGUACGAUGUCUAGAUGUGGAACAAACACAUUAUUAUAACUAUUUCCACGGUUCACAACCAGUGAGUUCUAAUCCUAUAGCUGGUGUCCAAGAUUGGAGGAAACACCAUCAUAAAGCGUUUGGCCUAUCGGAAAGCUUGUACGAUACGGAUCCUGAGACAAAUAAACCUGUUGGAGAACCAAAUGCUGAUGCCUUUGCAGUUGUAGCAAGAGAAAAUAAUGCAUUUCUUGCUGUUGCUGAUGGUUGUGGCUGGGGUGUGAACUCAUUUCUAGUUGCAAGAACGGCCGUGAAGGGUUGUAUAGAAUAUCUGAGUAAACAACUUCAUAAGGCAAGCACAACACAAGAAAUUAUGGAUAUUAUGUUAAAUUCGUUCAAAUAUGCACACGAGUGUAUAGUGGAUUCCAAAGGAACUGUAACAACACUCUGUGCGGCUGUCAUAUGUAAAAUACAAGGCAUUAACUGCUAUGGAUUGUGUGUGGUGAAUGUUGGUGAUAGUCUUGCAUUUGUGUACAGAAAGGAUGGUUACGUACAAGAAGUGACUGUAGGUUCUCACAGCCCUGGGGAAAGAGAUAUGAAACAAGCGGGUGGUUGUAUAGGACCACUGGUUGGUGAUGAUCCAGACCUCAGUAAUUUAACUUGUUCAUUUACAUUUGUGGACGAAGGUGAUAUCGUGUUCUUGACUAGUGAUGGGAUUUCUGACAAUUUUGAUCCGCAAGUGUUAAAGAUUACUUCUCCAGGUGAUUUAGAUCAACUACUAACUCCUGUGAAGCCGUCAAAAUCACAAGAGUCGUUAUUGGAUCAAGGUGAUAAACAAGAGAAGCCAACUGACGCAGAUAUGGUUACAGCAGAAGUCGACAAGGAAACUACGGACGAUGAUAUGAGUUCAUCUUGCACAUUUAUGAAAAAGGUAAUCCAAUCAGAAAGUCCUUGUGGCGAGGAGAGUUCUGCGAAAGAACUUUGUGGUAAACUCAUGAACUUCGUUGUACAAAACACGCUAAAAAGAAGAACUUUCUUGGAACAAAAUCGAAAUUGCAAGAGAGAAGAAUUUGAUAAAAAGAAAAGAUCUAUUCCUGGUAAACUUGACCAUGCUACUGUUGUUGCGUAUGAAGUUGGUCACUUUCAACCUCAACCUUUUAAACUGACCUUUCACGAUAAACAACGUCCUCAGGAGAAAAAACAGUCGAGUGGUGAUCAAAGCCCAGAGAAACCUUCAAUGCCCACCUUAGAACAGAAUAACGAGUUUAUUUCGUUGCUUGGUAUUCUUAAGUGAAUAUCUACGAUUUUGUGCAUAAAUAUCUCCUUCGGGUCCUCAUUUAAGACAAGCUUUUUAUCCUUUAGACUUUGUCGUAAUACAGUUUGUUUUCCCAACAAACAAAUAUGUACGGUGUUUCGUAAGGAGAUAUUCGUCCUUGCUGGUUACUGGUCUGUUACUCUGCAAUAGAGACAGCGACAAAGUAGACCGAAAUUCCGUUGCGUUCGUUGUCUAACACCUUGCCUACAUCGGGGCUUGCUGUUUAAAUGGUUUUCAUUAACUUUGAAAUGGUUUUUCUGUGAAACUGUAACCCGUUGUCGUUUUAACCAAACCAUGCACGCAGUUCAUUAUCUUAUUUCAUCGUACGCGAUUUUUAAGGCAGUCUCCGCAUCUUGAGUGCUAAAAUUUAGCAGCUAAAUGCAUUCACUUUUCCAAACUAGUUUAUCAGUAUAGAAUACGAACAAAUUUUAUAGUGGAUGGAUAUUUAUUGUUUUUUGCUCUAAUAAGGCACUAAUAGUACCUAAAAUUCCUUUCCUAUCUUUUAUUGUAAUUGUUUGAUCUAGUUUGAUAUAGUUUUAGUACAUUUUAUAUCAUAAAAAUACUGAAAUCUUUUAAUUUAGUUACUUUAGUACAUGUCUAUAGCUAAAUAUAUCUGCGAUACUUGAUGAAAACCCAUGCAGCUUUGUGUUAUUGUUAGUGAAAUUCGCCUAACCACAAAUGCAAAUUAAUAAUGUC